AGCAGCAUUUACCUUCUCCCAUUUAAAUAUAUCAUAUCAUGUCCUAAGUUGGCUCAUUGAUCUUCCCAAAUCUCUGACAGCCAACGACCCAUCAAACACAAACACUAAAAAAGAGAGAAACUUCAAAACCCCUCCGGAAAGAAUGGACGACACCAUAAAUUUAAUUCGUCGAGGUUGCAGGCUGGCCAGAGAGCUUGAGAUCAACCUCCCCAACAUGGCCAACCAACCAAGCCUUCUCGCCAUCUCCUGUGAAGAGAUCAUCCAGGCCUUCGGCGUCAUUCGAGAACGGCUCGGGCGUAAUCCUCUAGAUGCUGGCUCGGGCGGGUACCGUGAGAUGCAAGAGCCACGCCAUUCCGAGGUUCAAGCCGGCAGUGGUAGUAAUAAUAUCGAGGAGUGGCUGAGGUUGCCAGGCUAUGCGCAGGCGGUGAGCAUUCUCCAGCAAUCACAGCACUGGGCAGGGACGAGCGGCUCAAGAAUGGGCAACAUAGAGCGGCGAGAGGUGAGACCAGAAGUCGAGGGUGCGGCAGCGACAGUGGUGGGUCAUUUUGUGGGAACUGGUGGUGGAGGGGAAGAGAUGCAGGCAAUGGAUGUGUCAUUAGGUCGUCGAAGAUCUGCUACCUCCUCCUCAGAAAGAACAAGAAGAAGAAAUAGUGACGCAGAGAAAUGGACGAUUAGGGUUCCGGCACCAAGAAUGGGCAACACGGAGCUUCCGCCAGAGGAUGGUUACACUUGGAGAAAGUAUGGUCAAAAGGAGAUUCUUGGGUCAAAGUUCCCGAGGGGCUACUACAGGUGUACACAUCAAAAGUUGUACCAUUGCUCCGCCAAGAAGCAAGUGCAGCGGCUCGACAGCGACCCAUUCACGUUCGAGGUCACGUACCGCGGCGACCACACGUGCCAUAUGUCCUCGACCACGCCAUCGAUUCUGCCCCCGCCCCCUCCCCCGCCAGCUUCGCUAGAGGCGGCUCACGUCGCGACCACGCAGCCAAUUUCGGCAUCCGCCCCGGUCCCGCCAAGCAGAUGGCUGCCGCUGGACUUCGGCAUGGGCAGCGCGGGUGGAAGCAGAAACAUGGCGAUCGGGGGCAGCGGGAGCGGGAGCGGGAGCGGCAGCGAGGCGGGUCCUUCUACCGGCGGAAGUAGACGUGGUAAGGAAGUUGAGUAUCCACUAGUGGCAGAUUUGGCCGAUGUAAUGUUCAAUUCUGGCAGCAGCAGUACCAACAGCAUGGACUUCAUCUUCCCAGCUUCCAAGGAAGAUAAAAAGGACGAAGAUAAUGGAAAAGAUUGAUGAGCACCGAGAAGACAAGGGAAGUAGUUGCUUAGAUGACAUUUUUUUUCUGGUGACAUUCUGAAUAAUUGCUUUUAAUCGAUGAAUUGUGCAUUCAUAAUUGGCAUUUUCCAUGAUGCCAUCAUAUUGUAAUUUUUUUUAUAAUUCCAGGCACAUUCUUUAGGACCCAAUGUAACAAAACAUUAGGGACUUCGAUUUGUCGCCCAUUUACUAGCUUUUGAUAGUGAGAGGUACAAGGCUUAAAAACUUUUGUACAAUGUGUAGGAAGAGAGUGAUUACCAGAGAGAAGAAGAGAUUGAUAUCAAAGUGAUGUGACGAA
Messenger RNA from Rhodamnia argentea, 1601 nucleotides. RefSeq names its product WRKY transcription factor 55. Gene Ontology annotation, molecular function: sequence-specific DNA binding; DNA-binding transcription factor activity. The transcript has 3 exons. NCBI's taxonomy places the organism in Eukaryota, Viridiplantae, Streptophyta, Magnoliopsida, Myrtales, Myrtaceae. Gene Ontology annotation, biological process: regulation of DNA-templated transcription. The record is from RefSeq and is a predicted model, not a curated record. Bases 143 to 1282 code for a protein of 379 amino acids.